AUGACGGAUCAAUGUGCAGCCAUGGCUGCUGCUAUUUCCAUAGUUUUUCCAACAUCACGCCAUCGUCUUUGCAUAUGGCAUAUUGACACAGAAGCUGAAUUUGAAUUCUAUUGGACUAGGAUGGUGAUUGAUUUUAAGUGUCACAAGAAUACAUGGCUAGGGAAGCUUUAUGACUGUAGGGAGAAGUGGUGUCCAGCUUUCAAUAAGGAUUAUUUUUCUGGGGGUAUUCUAUCUUCACAAAGGAGUGAAACAACUAACCAUUCAAUUUCUAGAAGGUUGUCUAAGACUGCUGGUUUGUGUGAUUUCUACUCAUCGUUUGUCAGUGUUAUUUCUGAGUGGAGAAGUAAAGAAAAUGGUGAAGACUUUCGAUGUGCUCAAGGUGUACCUGCGAUGUUGAUUGACAAUGUGAAACUUCUUUCACAUGCCCGAGAGGUGUAUACAAUUGAAAUCUAUUUUCUGUUUGAGGAACAGUUAAUGAAAGGUAGUGCGUGUCACCAAGAGGUUGUGUUUAAUGAUGGUUGCAAAUUGUUUUCCGAAAUGGGAAUCUUGUGUUGUCAUUGUAUACGCAUACUUGAUAUAAAUUGUGUUGCUAGUAUUCCGGACAAGUACAUUAUGAAAAGAUGGACCAAAAAGGUUGCAGCUGUUAGGAAUGCGAACUUUGAUUCACUGUUUUAUAAUGUUGGUAUUCCUCCUUCAAUUUGGGUUGUUGAGAUUAGUAAGAAGUUUCAAAAAUUGGUUGUUUCAAGUCAAGACAAUAGUGUAGCUAGACAGUUUUGCGAUGAAGCUGUUGAGAAUGCAAAGAAAUUGAUUGAAGCUGAGAAUGGGAAAAUGAAUACUGAAGGGUGUGGUGAUUCAUCUUCAAAUGGUAUUGUUCAAGAUCCUUCAAGCCGGAGAUUGAAAGGUGUGCCUAAUAAAAGGAUGAGUAGUAUUAUUGCAAAGAAGUACACUAUAGCAAGGGGAAGAAGGAGUGCUGCAAACAAGGUUGCUUCAAAUUUAAAGGGUCCCGUUCAAUCACUGGUUUUGGAAAAUAUAUCUGAGAUUGCUGGUGAUGGAUAUCUUGUACAUCCAACUUCUAGUAGUUCGCAGUUUGUUCGGUUUAAUAAGAGUUUAGGUGAGAAUGUAGUUGCAGAAUGA
Ipomoea nil (Japanese morning glory) is the source of this 1134-nucleotide messenger RNA. RefSeq names its product protein FAR-RED IMPAIRED RESPONSE 1-like. Lineage: Eukaryota; Viridiplantae; Streptophyta; Magnoliopsida; Solanales; Convolvulaceae. The transcript is spliced from 4 exons. The record is from RefSeq and is a predicted model, not a curated record. Gene Ontology annotation, biological process: regulation of DNA-templated transcription. Bases 1 to 1134 code for a protein of 377 amino acids.